UGAAUAAUAAACGUUCUUGUGUCUACGCACGACGUUGGUUUGUAGUAACUAGUGAUCAGUACAUUAGAUGAAAAGUUUAAAGUUUAUAGUAGUGGGUUAAAGCGUUUGUUGUUGUGCUGGAAUGGCGGCAGGUCCGAUUUCGGAGAGGAAUCAAGAUGCUACUGUAUAUGUAGGAGGUUUGGAUGAGAAGGUGAGCGAGCCAUUGCUAUGGGAACUCUUCCUGCAGGCGGGGCCUGUAGUCAAUACCCACAUGCCAAAAGACCGAGUCACAGGCCAACAUCAAGGGUAUGGUUUUGUGGAAUUCCUAAGCGAAGAGGAUGCUGACUAUGCCAUCAAAAUUAUGAACAUGAUCAAAAUGUAUGGCAAGCCCAUCCGUGUCAAUAAAGCAUCUGCACAUAACAAGAACCUGGAUGUGGGAGCCAACAUCUUUAUUGGUAACCUGGACCCAGAAAUUGAUGAGAAGCUGCUGUACGACACUUUCAGUGCUUUUGGUGUGAUCCUUCAGACCCCAAAAAUCAUGCGGGACCCAGAGACUGGCAACUCCAAGGGCUACGCUUUCAUCAAUUUUGCAAGCUUUGAUGCCUCUGAUGCUGCCAUUGAGGCCAUGAAUGGACAGUACUUGUGUAAUCGACCCAUCACUGUAUCAUAUGCUUUUAAGAAAGAUUCAAAGGGUGAGAGACAUGGAUCUGCAGCAGAACGGUUACUGGCAGCACAGAAUCCCCUCUCGCAGGCUGACAGGCCUCAUCAGCUGUUUGCAGAUGCUCCUCCACCUCCUACAACACCAGCUCCUGUAGUAACAAGCAUUACACCAGGGCUUCCACCACCAGGAAUUCCGCCACCAGGGACAUUCCCUCCUCCUGUGCCACCACCAGGAGCCUUACCACCAGGAUUGCCUCCAGUAUUACCACCCCCUCCAAUGCCUCCAACUGCAGGAACACCAGUGGCAGCAGCAGGUGGAGCACCAGGCACAGGCCCCCCACCUGUACCUCCUCCAUUCCCUCCUGGUGCACUACCACCUCAUGGGCUGCCACCUUUGCCAGUACCUCCACAUCCUGGACCUCCAGGCAUGGUUCCCCCUGCAUCUCAGGGGCAGCCAGGACAAGUUCCACCACCUCGGUCACUUCCUCAUCCUGGUCUACCACCUCCAGCUCCACCUCCCAUUGGAAUGCCACCACGGGGACCACACUUUGUGCCAUUGGGGCAUCCAGGUCACUUACCACAUCCUGGAAUGCGUGGACCACCUCCCUUGAUACCACCACCAGGGUACAGUGGUCCUCCACGUCCACCUCCUUUUGCUUUCCAGAGACUUCCACCACCUCCUCCUCGACCUGUUCAGAGACCACCUGCACCGGCACCACCUCCUGCUCCAGCACCAGCUCCAGUGCCAGCACCUGCUACAGCACCACCACCUCCACGACCCCCUGUUCCUGCACCUAUGAGAGGUCCUUUGCCACCUCAGUAGACAUCUGCAGAAGAUUACAUUUUAAUUUUAUCCAACUUUGGGGUCUUUUAACAUUUUCCAUGGAAAGCUGGUAAUACAGAAGGGUAGUAUGUUCUCGUUGAGAAUUUAUCUUCAUUACAACUGCCAUCUGAUAAAAGAUCCAAUGGCCUUUUAUUGGAAGCUGAUUGUUAUUUUUGUUAGGAAAUAAAAGUGUGUACAGUCCAAAGGUGAUGCAUUUGUUAUGACAGCAGACUAACUCUAAAAGAUAGACUAUUCAGACUUUCCCUUGUAACUUGAGUGGGGGAAUGGUUGUGAAAGAGUUGUUUAUUGUGUACUGAGUAUGUCAGUCCAUUAUAGGGAUUCUGGUUUAACUUUUGGUAAACUGUACCAGCGGAAGUCCUUUGUAAUUAACAUGCAUCUAAAGUUUUAUGUUUUGAUUGUUUCACAAGGGACAGGAAAACUACAUUUGAGAGACUCAUCAUAGUUUGAAAGCUUCAUCUCCAGCCUAUCCUCAUUGAUAUGUUGCUGUAUAAGAGUAUGGAAGACUGUGUUUGAUAAAAAAAAAAAAAAAAAAAAAAAAAAAAAUUGUUCAGAAACCUCUCCAGUUUGCUGGCUUUUGUAAUAGAAAAUUCUGCAAUAUUGUUAACUGUAUUAAAUAUCAUUUAAGUAGUAUUCCCAGUUUUUAAACCCUUCUACAUUGUUUCUGUAUCUCGUGUUGCUUGUUUCCACCAUGAAAAGAUGGCAAGAAGGUGUGUAUGAUUUUUUUUUUUGUAUUUAAAGAGAAUAAACAGUACAAAAAGUGUAA
Molecule: messenger RNA, 2246 nt
Organism: Protopterus annectens (West African lungfish)
Lineage: Eukaryota; Metazoa; Chordata; Ceratodontiformes; Protopteridae
Gene: SF3B4
Product: splicing factor 3b subunit 4
Exons: 6
Coding region: 122-1462 (446 amino acids)
Biological process (GO): positive regulation of mRNA splicing, via spliceosome
Cellular component (GO): U12-type spliceosomal complex; nucleolus
Molecular function (GO): RNA binding
Source: RefSeq, a predicted model, not a curated record